AUACAAAUUCAGAUAAUGGAUGGGCAAGGUUAUCUUGGAGGUGGAACCUAUAUAAGUCGCCCUCAGCUCCCACUCUGUCUCCAGCGUCGUCUACUACUACGAUCAGCAGCCAUGAAAUUCGCCCUUCUGAUCCUCGUGCUCAUGCCCCUGGUUUACUGUGACUUCAUCGAUCAGUUCCUCAAAUUGUUUGACGUGGGAGAGCUGAAGGCCGUUGUCCAGAAGAUUGCUGACAACGUGGGAUCUAACGGCACCGAGGCCGCUUGUGAGACGGAGUGCAUCGCCAUCCUGAUGAACAAUGCGCUCCUCUCCAGCGGCUGCGACCUCAUCUGCAGAUCACUCCAGUCCCUUGUCAAGCAGUUCCACAUCGUCUAGAAAGAGUGAUGUAAAAUACUAAUCAGGAAAUAAACGUGUUUUUGGCAUAA
This is a messenger RNA of Haliotis rubra (blacklip abalone), 422 nucleotides long. RefSeq lists its product as uncharacterized. The record is from RefSeq and is a predicted model, not a curated record. NCBI's taxonomy places the organism in Eukaryota, Metazoa, Mollusca, Gastropoda, Lepetellida, Haliotidae. The coding region runs from base 16 to 372 and encodes 118 amino acids. The transcript has 5 exons.